Molecule: messenger RNA, 1134 nt
Organism: Blumeria graminis f. sp. triticale
Lineage: Eukaryota; Fungi; Ascomycota; Leotiomycetes; Helotiales; Erysiphaceae
Source: the annotation of a GenBank genome assembly
AUGGCUAGUUACUAUAUUGAAAAUGCCCACCCAGGCGACCAAGAUAAAACUGAAGAUUGGCGAAUCAGGGGCUACAAUCCUCUUGUUUCGCCCGACUUGCUACAGCACGAAAUAGCGCAAACGCCUGAGUCAAGAAAGACAGUCAUCAAUGGCCGAAAAGAGAUCGUAGAAACGGUGAAUGGCACAGAUAAACAAGAUCGCCUACUUGUUAUCAUUGGGCCAUGCUCUAUCCAUGACCCUAAGGCUACUCUUGAAUACUGCCACAGGCUCAUCAAGCUCAAGAAGAGAUAUGCCGCUGACUUACUUAUUGUGAUGCGUGCUUACUUAGAGAAGCCACGCACAACGAUCGGCUGGAAGGGACUCAUUAAUGACCCAGAAAUUGAUGGUAGCUUCAAGAUAAAUCAAGGCUUACGCAUUGCAAGGAAAUUAUUCGUUGAUUUGACCUCUGCGGGGAUGCCACUUGCAAGUGAAAUCCUUGAUACGAUUUCCCCACAAUUUCUAGCGGAUCUUUUAUCUGUUGGUGCUAUUGGUGCUCGAACAACUGAAUCUCAGCUGCAUCGUGAGCUUGCAUCUGGUCUUUCAUUCCCAGUUGGCUUCAAAAACGGCACCGACGGGACUCUGAGCGUAGCUAUUGAUGCAGUUGCGGCCGUUCGACAUCCGCAUCAUUUUCUUUCAGUGACUAAACCAGGAGGUGUGGCAAUUGUCGGAACAAUCGGAAAUGAAGACUGUUUCGUUGUUCUACGGGGUGGGACAAAGGGAACCAACUAUGAUGCUAAGAGCAUUGCGGACGCCAAAGCUGCUUUAGAAAAGGCCAACAUGCGUAAGAGGCUAAUGGUUGACUGCAGCCAUGGAAAUUCUUUGAAAGACCAUCGCAAUCAGCCCAAGGUAGCAAGGGUGCUGGCAGAUCAGAUAGAAAUGGGCGAGAUGGGUAUUAUGGGUGUCAUGAUAGAGAGCAAUCUAAAUGAAGGUAACCAAAAAGUACCCGAAGAAGGCGCAUCUCAUCUCAAGUAUGGAGUAAGCAUUACAGACGCAUGUAUUAACUGGGAAGAUACCGAGAUUGUCCUCGAGAUGCUUGCCACAGCUGUCGCUAAACGCCGAAUAUUGGUAGCUAGUCGAACUGAGUCUAGUAAAUGA